CCGGAUAGCUCGAGGAUUCGAUACCAGUUUGUAGACGCUGGUAUAAAAGAGAACGCAAGUGCUCUUGAAAUUAUUCUGUCAUCAAAACACACGGAUUAAACAUGUUCGGAAAGCUGGUCGUAGUUCUAUGCGCCGCGGGCAUCGCCUCCGCCGGCAACCUGCUGCACGCCGCGGCUCCCGUAGCGUACGCCGCUCCCGUCUCCUCCUCGGUGUCAUACGCCACGCACACGGCGCACACCGGCCCCGUCGCAACGUACGCUGCUGGCCCCGUCGCGUCAUAUGCUGCCGCCCCCGUUUCCUCAUACUCCGUCAAAUCCGUCGCUCCUGCCGUCUCCUACCAGACCAUCUCGACUCACUCCGCUCCCGUGGCGUACGCCUCCCCCGCUGUGACGCAUUACGCCGCCGCCCCAGUUGUCGCUAAGACUUACGCCGCGCCCGCCAUCUCUACCUACCAUUCUGCCCCCGUGGCUUACGCCAAGACGUAUGCUGCUCCCGCGGUGUCUUACUCUUCCUACUCUUCCCAAUCAACCCAUGCUGCUCCCGUGGCGUACGCUGCCGCUGCUCCCGUCAUUGCCAAGACCUACGCCGCCCCCGCCGUGCACACCUAUGCCGCCCCCGCUGUAGCUUCUUACGCUGCCCCGGUUGUAACUAAGUCGAUUGCUCCCGCGGUGUCUUACUCAUCUUACUCCACUCACUCUGCGCCUGUGGCAUACGCUGCCGCCGCCCCCGUGGUCGCUAAGACUUACGCCGCACCCGCUAUCUCUACUUACCAUUCUGCCCCCGUGGCUUACGCCAAGACGUACGCUGCUCCCGCCGUGCAAGCCUACCACGCUGCUCCCGCCGUGCAAGCCUACCAUGCUGCUCCCGCCGUGGCCACCUACGCCGCCGCUCCCGUGGUCAAGACUGCCGUCACAUACUCCGCUGCCCCUGCUGUAUCCCACGUGACCUACUCUGGCGCUUACGGCAACUACGGCUGGUAAAUUACCCGGACGAACUGUUACAUAUUGUUAAUGUUUUAU
Messenger RNA from Cydia splendana, 1019 nucleotides. Its product is annotated as cuticle protein 16.5-like. The record is from RefSeq and is a predicted model, not a curated record. Bases 102 to 980 code for a protein of 292 amino acids. The transcript is spliced from 2 exons. NCBI's taxonomy places the organism in Eukaryota, Metazoa, Arthropoda, Insecta, Lepidoptera, Tortricidae.